AUGGACGGAAAGUACUUCGAGAAGUGGUUCACUGACAAGCUUUUGCCAAACAUUCCGGCCAAUAGCAUUGUAGCCAUGGACAAUGCUCCAUACCACAGCGUAGCUCUUGAAAAAGCACCUACCAAGUCUACGCGCAAAGCUGAUAUUCAGCUUUGGCUCACAAAGAAAGGCGUUCCAUGGUCACAGGACAUGGUGAGAGCUGAGCUGCUGGAACUUUCGCGAAAGGUCAACACACCCACCAUUGUGCACCGCAUCGACACUCUGGCGGCUACCCAUGGCCACGAAGUGCUUCGUGUACCACCAUACCACUGCGAGUUCAAUCCAAUUGAACUUGUUUGGAGCCAAGUGAAGGGGUACAUCGCAAAACGUAACACGUGUUUCACUUUGGCUGAAGUUGAAAAGCUCCUGCCGGAAGCAUUGGCAUCUGUAAGCCAGGAAAACUGGCAAAACUGCUGUGCUCAUGUAGAGCAAGUUGAGGCCGAAGUGUGGGAACGUGACAUGAUUGUCGACAGUGAAAUUGACCCACUUGUCUUCAGCAUUUGUGAUUCGUGCUACUCCUCCUCCGAUGAGUCGAGUGCUCAUUUCAGUGAUGAAGACUUAAGUGGCAUCGAGGAACUUGUUUGA
Molecule: messenger RNA, 624 nt
Organism: Dermacentor silvarum
Lineage: Eukaryota; Metazoa; Arthropoda; Arachnida; Ixodida; Ixodidae
Exons: 1
Coding region: 1-624 (207 amino acids)
Molecular function (GO): nucleic acid binding
Source: RefSeq, a predicted model, not a curated record